This is a messenger RNA of Teleopsis dalmanni, 2360 nucleotides long. RefSeq names its product zinc finger protein 224-like. Gene Ontology annotation, biological process: regulation of transcription by RNA polymerase II. The coding region runs from base 137 to 2155 and encodes 672 amino acids. NCBI's taxonomy places the organism in Eukaryota, Metazoa, Arthropoda, Insecta, Diptera, Diopsidae. The transcript has 5 exons. The record is from RefSeq and is a predicted model, not a curated record. Gene Ontology annotation, molecular function: zinc ion binding; RNA polymerase II cis-regulatory region sequence-specific DNA binding; DNA-binding transcription factor activity. Gene Ontology annotation, cellular component: nucleus.
ACUUGUUUGCUGGGUGAAUACGCUUCCAUAUUUUGUUGAAAGGCAUUAUAUGUUGUUUAAAAUUAAUUUCACGGAAUUUGUUUUAAACUUCGCAAUUAAAUUGUGUGUCAUUUAUUAGUUAAGGAUUAAUGGUAAUAUGGAGCGGGAACAGAACGAAAGGAAUGUUGUUGAACUAGAUUGGCACCGGUGGUGUCGUCUAUGCGCUAAACAGGAUUCCAACAAUUGCAGUGUUUUUUCUUGCAAAGAGUUAGAUGGAGUGGAUACGAAUAUUGCUACCGCAAUUGGAAAAUAUUUUUGGGUGAAUAUCAAGCGUUGCGAUGACUUGCCGAAAACUUUAUGUCAUGAAUGCUAUGGCCUAAUAUCGUCAUUAAUAUCUUUCACUGAUAGAGUAAACAAGGUACAAUCCAUGUACUCUGUUUUGCAAAACUUGAAUACUAAUGAAAGGAGUAUGCUUAUAAAAGCGCGUACACAAUAUGGACUAAUAGAUAAUGAACGUCGAUUUAUAUUUAAAGAGGAAGUGUUGAAUGACAGCUUAAUUGGUUCAACAGAAAAUGAUUCCGAUGAAAUAGGAAAAAUUUAUUACGAAAUCGAAGAAUCAGAAGAAGCUACUGAUGAGAAAGCUAUGUUAGAAGAAAAAUAUACAUACAUAGAAUAUUCUAAUCAAGACGACUUAAAGCAUAGCCGUACACGGUUAGUCUCUAGUUUGGAUAGAGAACAAGAACAUCGGAAAACUGCAAGAACUGCUACAACAGACAUUGACAAAAAAUCUAGUGCAGCUGUUAUAGAAGAAGUUAACGAUAUGGAAGUUGAUAGUUUUGAGAUAUACAGUGAAGGUGAUUACAAAGUUGAAGCUGAUGAAAAUGAUGAUGACAUUAUUGAUAAUAAAGAGGUUGAAGAUGAUGGUGACACUGAGUUGGAUACUGAAGCGGAAACAGAAUUUUAUACUGAACACGAUGCUGAAGUAGAUACUAAAAAUAGUCAUAUUUCAAUUGAUGAAGAUCAUGAUGACGCAGAUAUUGACUAUUUAUCGCAACAACAAAACGAUGACACGAAGAGUGAAUCGUUUUCACAAUCUGUUACUGAGUCGCAUUUAAGUAUAUACGAUGAGGAUUUAAGGUUUACUUGCAAACACUGUAAUCGAAUAUAUAAAAAUCCUACAUCUUACCGCAAACAUAUGAUGGUCAUACACGAUGUAGAACCAGACAUUCCAGAAUUUAUAUGUUCUCAAUGCAACAAAGUUUUUAUUACGGUAAGGCAAUUAAAUACUCACAUACGAACACAUUUGCCACCUGAGGAGAAAAUGAGAACACCGUGUCCGCAUUGUCCAAAGAAAUUUUCAACAGCUGCCGUAUUGAAACAACAUGUCGCUUGCGUUCACUCAAAUCAUACUCCAUUCAUUUGUGACAUUUGUGGUAAGCGUUUGAAAACACGAGCAGCUUUAAAUGAACAUAAAUUUGUUCACACUAGUGAUUGUCCCUUUGAGUGCGAUGUAUGUCAUAAGAGAUUCAAAAACAAGGCACGCUUAAAGUUGCAUGCAGAUAUACAUACUGCCUGCAUUUAUACAUGUACGGUCUGCGGCAUGAAUCUAAAUACCCGGAGAACACUUAAAAUGCAUAUGUUGGUACAUUCUGAUGAAAGACAGUUCAAAUGUGAUUUUUGCCAAGCAUCUUUUAAAAGAAGUAAAGCUUUAAAGAAUCACCUUAUUUUACAUACUGGCUUAAGACCCUAUAAAUGUGACUUUUGCCAAUUAACGUUUUCGAACGGCUCAAAUUGUCGUUCACAUACAAAAAAAACACAUCCUGUUGAAUUAGCUGAACAAGAAGCAAAAGGUGUGCAAAAGAAAAUCGUUACAGUUCCAAACAUUGACGAGUUACGAUCAUGUCCAAAAAUGCUUAAUAAUCCACGCAGUGUAAAUCGUUCGAGUGGCGGGCUACCAGUGAAGGUGCGUCAAUUAUUAAUUGCAGCCGAAGAGCGCGAAAAGCAGUUGGCUUUAGAAGCUGAAGAAGCUCAAUUGACUGAAACCGCAGAAACUUUGGCCAAUAUAUCAAAAGUUGUAAGGUAUAAUACUGAUCAAAAACAAAGUAAUUCGUCAGAGAUCAAAGUCGUAGAAGACAGUGAUAGUGAAACAGUUGUUUAUGAAGUAAUAGAAUAUUAAGAUUCUUAUUUUAUUUGUUAUUAUAGUUCUAUAAAAAUUAGUUAAUUUUUAUAUUUUUUAACUAAACUAAAAAAGAUGGAAAACAAUUAUUGCUCAGCUAAGAGCGUAAUCAUAUCAUCUAUUAAGUCCAUUAAAAGGAGUUAUAGUUUUGUUUAUUUUGCACGACAAUUGUGUUAAAUUUAGUUUCUAAAAUUUAUAUUUUGGA